AUGCCCUUUUCCAGCCCUCCGCCGACACCUUCGUAUCAGCUACCUCAAGAGCUCAUCGAUACAGUAGUAGAGAGUCUCGCGACUUCCUCGCCCGAAGAUCACGAAAUCCUCCGAGCAUGCUCUAUCGCAUCUCGCUCUUUCGUUCGUCCAUGCCAACAGCGGUUAUUCCACUCGUUGAGGCUGUAUACCUCCCGCCAUUCGUUUUGCACACGGGGAGACGCCGUAUCAGCGGUCAACAUUGUGACUCGACUCGCCCGGCUUCUCGAAAGCUCACCACAUCUUGGCGCAUACGUGAAGGAGGUCAGCAUCGCGUACCCGAAAAAUGUCCUCGACGAAAACUCGGACGACUACUCCGCCUACAUCUGUUCCCUCCGCGCCGUUUUCCAGGCGCUUCCAGGAGUUGCAGCACUCUCCAUCCAACCACGCGCCAUAAGCUGGGACGAUAUCUGGAACAUCUACUCCCUCCCCCCCGACCUUGGACCCGCAAUCUUGCCUGCACCCCCCUGCGAAUUUCUCCAACGCCUCGAGCUCACACGAAUACAUCUUGCGACCAUUAAUGAACUCGAAAGUAUUGUGGCCGUUACCCCCAAUCUUCGCCACCUUGUCCUUCGUGACAUCAUGAUAUAUGAAGUCGACGAACGCGAAGAGCCCCCUCCCCAGCCCGGUACAGCUGAUGACACGCGCAUAGCGACCUUAGAAUCACUGGAGCUAAGGGUCGUGCCCUCCUACUUCUACCAGGAAGCACUCGAAGCGUUUGCGCAAGUGAAAACCAUCACCAACUUGCGGUCGGUGUGUAUCGACGAAUACGAUGACCUAAUCUUGAGCACAAAUGCCGCGACGCUGGAGGAGAUUAUCCUCAUUCGAAGACACGGACAGGACGUGCAUUUGAUCGGGACUGCAUUGCUCGAUCUUCUCUGCAACGAUGUUCUUCGGCAUUUUCACCUCAAGCUAACGAGCGACCUGACAAAUUUGCAUACCAACAUCCAACACAUCCGGGUUCUCACUAACACCCGUACCACCUUCGCGCAAAACAAAACAGUCUUCAUCAAUCUACAAGACACGGAACUGCUCUACUCUCUGCUGUCCGACAUUGACGAUUUGUUCGGAGGUUCCCAUCUUGUGCCAGGGCCACAAAGGAUCGUCAUGCAGCUGGCGUUUCAAGGAAGAACCGAGGAUGUGAGGCAACUAAUGCCGCUAUUACACGCAAGAGGGAUCUUAGAAGUCGUCGAGCUAUCUCCAGAUGAAUUCACAGCAGCAACAAGACAGUACCGGUGUAGCGAAUGUUACGACGUUUAA
Mycena indigotica is the source of this 1296-nucleotide messenger RNA. RefSeq lists its product as uncharacterized. The transcript has 4 exons. The record is from RefSeq and is a predicted model, not a curated record. Bases 1 to 1296 code for a protein of 431 amino acids. Lineage: Eukaryota; Fungi; Basidiomycota; Agaricomycetes; Agaricales; Mycenaceae.